AUGCUUCCCGACAAACCUCUCGGCCCCGAGACCGACACAUCACUUCCCACGACGGACAAGAGACCAUCUUCGUUCAACACUUCAAUCACCGAUGUUGCGAACAGCAACAACUACGACGAGGGAGAAGAGCACGUCCAUGAUGAAGUGCUCCAGCUCGCCAGGAGGUUGACGACCCAGUCUCAACACGGCGGCGCUUUACCCUCCCUCUUCCCCCUUCCCCAGGAAGGGCCUCUCGACCCCAACAGCCCGCAGUUUAAUGCAAAGCAAUGGGCCAAGGCCUUCUUCAAAGCCAGGACCGAGUCGCUCGAGGGGAACCCACCCAAGACAACAGGAGUCGCCUUCAAGAACCUCAGCGUUUACGGGUUCGGCUCCGACACCGAUUUCCAGAAGACGGUUGGGAACAUCGUGCUGGAGGCUGGCACGAUGGUGAAGAAGCUGUUCCGCAGUAAGCUUCUCCGCGGGAAGCAGCAACGGGUUGACAUCCUACACGACCUGGAGGGUGUUGUCCACAGCGGGGAGAUGCUCUGCGUCCUAGGCCCCCCCGGAUCCGGCUGCUCGACGUUCCUUAAGACCAUCGCCGGCGACACCCAUGGCUUCCACAUCGAAGAAUCGUCCUGCCUCAAUUACCAAGGCAUACACCCCGACCAGAUCAAAACUGCAUUCCGUGGCGAAGCUAUAUACACGGCAGAGGUUGACCACCACUUUCCACAACUCUCAGUGGGUGAAACCCUGUCUUUUGCUGCUGCUGCCCGCUGCCCAAAGACUAUCCCUUCUGGAGUCACGCGCAGCGAGUAUAUCGAGCAUCUCCGCGAUGUGACGAUGGCGAUGUUUGGUAUAUCACAUACCAAGAAUACCCGCGUGGGUAAUGAUUUUAUUCGAGGUGUGAGCGGCGGCGAGAGGAAAAGAGUCACGAUCGCCGAGGCAUCCCUCAGUUACUCCCCUUUGCAAUGCUGGGACAAUAGCACACGUGGCCUCGACAGCGCAAACGCGGUAGAAUUCUGCCGAACCUUGAGGACCCAGGCUGACGUUAUGGGUUGCACCUCGUGUGUCGCCAUCUAUCAGGCUCCUCAGGAUGCUUAUGACGUCUUUGAAAAGGUUCUGGUCCUCUACAAGGGUCGGCAAAUCUUCUUUGGCAAAGCAGACAGGGCAAAGGGGUAUUUCGAGGAGCUCGGGUUUGUCUGUUCAGAACAACAAACCACAGCUGACUUCCUGACGUCCAUGACGAGUCCCUCGGAACGCAUCGUCCGCCCAGGCUGGGAGGACAAGACUCCCCGAAGCCCCGAGGAGUUCUCCCAGGCCUGGAAACAGAGCCGAGACCGCGCCCUGCUGCUAGAGGAGAUCGAAGACUAUGUCGAACGACAUCCCUUCCACAGCGAACACUACGACAAGUUCCUCGAAUCGAGACGCAUGGACCAGUCAUCCGCUCAACGCGCAAAAUCUCCAUUCACCUUAUCCUAUCUCCAACAGAUAAGGCUGACCAUGCGGCGGAGCUUUGUCCUGCUCAGGACUGAUCCUAGCCUGCUCAUCACCAUGCUGGUCACCAACUUCCUGCAGGCCAUCAUUGUCAGCAGUAUUUUCUACAACCUGCCCGACACGACCGACUCCUUCCAGCAGCGCGGCGUUCUACUAUUCUUCCUCAUCCUCAUGAACGCCUUCGCUAGUAUCCUAGAGAUCAUCAACCUCUAUGCUAAACGCAAGAUCAUUGAGAAGCAUGCCCGAUACGCCUUAUAUCACCCAAGCGCCGAAGCUUUAUCUUCAAUCGUCGUGGAUUUGCCCUACAAGGUCGUCAAUUGCAUAUUCACGAAUAUCGCCCUAUACUUCAUGGGGAAUCUACGCCGCGAACCAGGAGCCUUCUUCUUCUUCUUAUUGCUCAUCUUCACGACCACCCUAACCAUGUCUAUGCUCUUCCGGCUAAUCGGUUCCGUCACCAAAUCCAUUGAUCAGGCCAUGGCACCGUCUGCAAUCAUCCUGCUCGGCUUGAUCCUAUAUACCGGUUUUACCAUCCCCAUUCAGUAUAUGCGAAGCUGGAUUAGCUGGAGUCGUUGGGCCAACCCACUCUUCUACGGCCUUGAGUCCAUCAUGCUCAACGAGUUUACGGGCAGAGACUUCCCGUGCUCUGCCUAUAUCCCCUUUGGCCCAGCGUACGACGACGUGUCGUCAGGAGGCAGAGCAUGUUCCGCGCAGGGAUCUAUUCCUGGGCAGGACACAGUGAGCGGCACUGCUUUCGUCAAGAUUGCCUACGGAUAUGAUACCGCCCAUAAAUGGCGCAACUUCGGUGUCAUGAUCGCCUUCAUGAUCCUCUACAUGGCACUUCACCUCAUCGCCGCUGAGUACGUUGCAUCUGAGCGGUCCAAAGGAGAGGUGCUCGUUUAUGUCCGCAAAGCCAUGAAGCACCUCAAGAAGCCAGUUGAAGACAUCGAAAGCGGCCAAGUGACUUCCUCACACCAGCAGACGCACGAUGGGCUUACCUCAGGGACCGAGGUUGAGAAACAAACUUCUGUGUUUCAUUGGAAUGAUAUUUGCUAUGACAUCAAGAUCAAGGGGGAACCUCGACGGAUUCUUGAUCGGGUUGACGGUUGGGUCAAGCCGGGCACCCUCACAGCGCUAAUGGGUUCUUCCGGAGCUGGAAAGACUACGCUUCUCGACGUGCUCGCCAGCCGUGUGACGAUGGGUAUUGUCACAGGCGAAAUGCUUGUCAAUGGCAAGCUCCGGGACGAGUCCUUUCAGCGGAAAACCGGCUACGUUCAGCAACAAGACCUCCAUCUACAUACCUCGACCGUUCGCGAGGCCCUGGCCUUUAGUGCCUUGCUCCGACAACCAUCGCACUACAGUCGGCAAGAGAAGCUCGAUUAUGUGGAAGUAGUCAUUGGGUUGCUUAGCAUGGAAGAAUAUGCCGAUGCUGUCAUCGGCGUGCCCGGCGAAGGCCUCAAUGUCGAGCAGCGUAAGCGACUUACGAUUGGUGUUGAGCUCGCUGCUCGCCCUCAGCUCCUUCUCUUCUUUGAUGAGCCUACCUCGGGCUUAGACAGUCAGACAUCAUGGUCUAUCUGUAACCUGAUGGAGAAGCUAACAAAAAGCGGUCAAGCUAUCCUCUGCACUAUCCAUCAGCCUUCUGCUAUGCUCUUUCAGAGGUUUGAUAGGCUUCUCCUUUUAUCCAAGGGACAAACCAUUUAUUUCGGAGAUAUCGGCAAGGACGCAAACAUACUCGUCGACUAUUUCACGCGUAACGGAGCUCACGACCUUCCCGACAGAUCAAACCCAGCCGAGUACAUGCUUGAAGUCAUUGGCGCAGCCCCCGGCGCGACAACCGAGAUCGAUUGGCCUACGGUUUGGCGGAGCAGUCCUGAGUAUCAGUUGGUCCAGGAGGAGCUUGGAAGGCUUGCGUCUUCAGCAACGUCUGGGCAACCGCGUGAGGAUGCUUCCAUGUACAAGGAGUUUGCAGCGUCUGCCGUGGAGCAGCACACCCAGGUCACGAAGCGUGUCUUUCAACAGUAUUGGAGAAGCCCCACGUACAUCUACUCGAAACUGCUUCUGGCACUGGGCUCGUCAUUAUUCAUUGGCCUCUCCUUCUUGGAUGGAGACAACACGCAACGCGGGCUGCUCAACCAGAUGUUUGGCGUAUUCAUUUUCCUCAGCGUUUUCCCGCAACUGGUCAAUCAGAUCAUGCCUGUCUUUGCUGCCCAGCGUACGAUGUACGAGGCCCGCGAGCGCCCCUCCAAGGCGUACUCUUGGAAGGCAUUCAUGUCUGCAAACAUUGUCGUUGAACUCACCUGGAACUCGCUCAUGUCAGUUUUCUGCUAUGUCUGCUGGUACUAUCCUAUCGGCCUGUACAAGAACGCCGAGUGGACCGAUUCCGUGCACUCACGAGGCAUCACCAUGUUCCUGCACCUCUGGAUCUUUUUCAUGUUUUCCAGCACGUUUGCAAACAUGAUGAUUGCUGGAAUUCCAACCCCUGACAUGGCUGGAGGUGCCAUGAAUCUAUUGCUGAUCAUGAUGUUUACAUUCUGCGGUGUUCUUGCGGGGCCCGAUGCCCUUCCUGGUUUCUGGAUUUUCAUGUACCGCAUCAAUCCCUUCACUUACAUCAUCGAGAGCUUCCUGGGCACCUCUCUAGGCAACGCUCCCAUGUACUGCGAGUCCAACGAGUUUGUGCACUUCACAGCUCCAGACGGUACGACAUGCGGAGAGUACGCUUCCGACUUUUUGGCCCAAGCGGGAGGCUAUCUCGCCGACUCAAAUACGACCGACUGCCAAUACUGCGCCAUGUCUGAGACCAACACAUUCUUGGCCAGCGUCAACGUCAGCUUUGGACAUAGGUGGAGGGACUUUGGGUUCAUGUGGGUGUAUUGUAUCUUUAAUAUCGCCAUGGCCUUUGUUUUUUACUGGUUGGCAAGAGUUCCGAAGAACAAGAAGCCAAAGAAAGAGUAA
Molecule: messenger RNA, 4422 nt
Organism: Fusarium falciforme
Lineage: Eukaryota; Fungi; Ascomycota; Sordariomycetes; Hypocreales; Nectriaceae
Exons: 6
Coding region: 1-4422 (1473 amino acids)
Biological process (GO): transmembrane transport
Cellular component (GO): membrane
Molecular function (GO): ATP hydrolysis activity; ATP binding; ABC-type transporter activity
Source: RefSeq, a predicted model, not a curated record